Molecule: messenger RNA, 1060 nt
Organism: Oenanthe melanoleuca
Lineage: Eukaryota; Metazoa; Chordata; Aves; Passeriformes; Muscicapidae
Gene: NUDT8
Product: nudix hydrolase 8
Molecular function (GO): coenzyme A diphosphatase activity
Source: RefSeq, a predicted model, not a curated record
AUGGGUGUGUCAGAAGUGGGGGGAAUGGACAUUGCAAAGGUGGGACGUGGGUCACACUGGCAGGGGCUGUUGCCAAAAGGCUGCGCGCCUGGCGGCGGCUGUGGCACACCGGGCGGGGGCAUGGCCAAGCCGGCAGGUGGUUUCGUACCCGGCAGGGGCCGUUCCGCCGGGGGAGGCUGCCGCACCCCCGGGACAGAAGCGCCUCGGCGGGGGCGGGCUCGGUGCGGGGGGCGGUGCCGGUCCCUCCCCGGUCCCUCCUCCCCCGCCGCUCCUCCCGGCGCCAUGGCGGGCCCGGGCGGUGCCGGGGACGGCGGGGAUGUGCUGAGCGGCGGCAGCGAGCGGCGGUGCCGGGCGCGGCUGGCGGCGGGGGGCGCGGCGGGCGCGGCGGCGGCGGCCGCGGUGCUGGUGCCGCUGUGCUCGGUGCGCGGCCGCCCCGCGCUGCUCUUCACGCUCCGCUCCCGCCGCCUCGCCGGCCCCCACAGCGGCGACGUCAGCUUCCCCGGUGGGCGGCGGGACCCGGCGGACGGGGACGCGGUGGCCACGGCUCUGCGGGAGACGCGGGAGGAGCUGGGGGUGGCGGUGGCAGCCACCAGCGUCUGGGGACAGCUUCGGACGCUGCCCGACCGGAAUGGAAUGAGCGUGGCACCUGUUGUGGCCAACCUGGGGCCGCUGGAGGCCUUGACACUGAACCCCAACCCUGACGAGGUGGAGGAAGUGUUCACCCUGCCCCUGGCUCACCUGCUCCGCGAGGAGAACCAGGGCUACACCCAUUUCCGCACGGCCAGCGGCUACGGAUACACCUUGCCCGUGUUCCUCAAUGGCCCCCACAAGGUGUGGGGGCUCACGGCCAUCAUCACCGAGCUGACCCUGGAGCUGCUGGUGCCUGGCCGCUACCGCAGGAAGACCCACGUGCCUCCCCGGAAAGCCCCGGGAUGAGCGGGAUGGGGGCGGCUGUGGGGUCCCAGUGCCUCGGCUCUCCACCCGUGCACGGGGGAAACGGCUCUGAGCCCAGCAGCGAUGUCACACACUGUGAUUCAGUAAAAGCCAUGUUUGGAACUGC